AUGUUCUACUCAGACACGCUUCUAUCCAAGACCGGGCCUUUGGCUCGCGUCUGGCUCGCUGCCAAUCUCGACCGCAAGCUGUCCAAAUCUCAAGUUCUUCAGUCCGACAUUCCCCAGGAUAUCAGCGCAAUCGUCAAUCAGGGCCAUGCACCAAUGGCUCUCAGACUGAGCGGUCAGCUCAUGCUGGGUGUUGUCCGUAUCUAUGGCAAGAAAGCGAAAUAUCUACAGGACGACUGUCAUGAAGCGCUGUUGAAGAUUCGAAUGACCUUUAAGAACACUGGAAACCAUGACUUGCCAACAAACGCGAAUGCUGGUCUCGAUUUACAACUGCCAGAUCUUCUGACUAUUGAUGACCUCUUCCCAUCAAUGGACUUUGCCUACCCUCUGACACAGCAGCCAGCUCUUGAAGGCCCUUCACAAGACUUCGAUCAGGAUUGGACUAGCACUCUCAACCCACAACAAAGCACACAGUCAAGACUCAGUCCAGGCGACGACGUCCUAGUCAACGAUGAUGAUCUCGGCCUAGAUUUUGGCGACCGCGAUGAUUUCGAGCCUAACGAUACUACCAUCAGUAUCCAGCAAGGCCGCAACGCACCUGCCGAGCGCGACCUCGAAGAUGAGGUGCUGGGUGGUGAGAAAAUCUACAAGGACGACGAUCUGGUGCUCGACUUUGGCGACGAAGCGGACAUCGCACCCCCAGAACAGGACAUAGAUAUGCUUGGUGCGCAGCAGGAUGAUGGCGUGAUUUUAGGCGAUGAUGAAACUGCCCAGCUUCGCGCCGGCGCCGCCGAACCUGAGCGCACUCAUCGAGCCGAGUCCGCCCUCUCAGAUCUCCCGUCAGAAGCACUCCGUGAAAACGAUCAUACCUUCGCUCAAGACAUGAACGACACCACGCUUGCUUCAGUCGCCGUGCAGCAAAAGCAGCGAUCAAAAAAAGUCAAGCCUAUCGCCCCGGAUGUCGAGACUGUCCUCCACAACCGAGAGAUCAAAGCCCAAUCUGAAGACCGCUCGAAGAUCUUAAAGGCCCCGUUAUUCCUUCCCCGCGAUCCUGUUCUUCUGGCAUUACAGAAUAUGCAGCGCAACGGCGACUUUGUAACCUCCGCCAUGAAUGAUGGUGCUUCCCGCCAUUGGGCACCGGAAUUGCAAGGUCUACUUUCGUUCGAUGUUGUUUACCGCUCAGGGCCAGGUCGCAAGCGAAAGCGUGAUUCUGGGAUCGGCGGGAUCUCAGACGAGGAGGAUGCGCAUAGCCAGAAGAGUCCACGACUCGAGCUCGACGACGACGUGGUAGAUGAAGCGAUCGAUACUGGUGUGGACCGUCCAGGCGUAACACAUGAACAAAUUGAUGAGCUCAACCCUGGACUUGAGGAUAUGGUGCGGGGCGAGGAUGACGAGGGUAUCUUCGCGGACGGCGACGAAGGCUUGAACUUUGACGAUACAACCAUGCCUCUGGUGCAUCCUGCUGACUCGGGCCCUGUUUCGUUGGGCACGAAGCGAGCUGUGCACCUCUUGCGUGAGAAACUAGGUGGAUCGGUCGAUGGCAGCCCCAAUCAGAGCCAGAAGAGAUCGGUGCUACUACAAGACCUGGUGCCAGAACGUGUGACGAGCAAGGAGGACGCGACGAAGAUGUUCUUCGAGGUGCUGGUAUUGGCGACGAAGGAUGCGGUCAAGGUGGACCAGAGUGCGAAGGCCAUUGGAUUGCCGUUAAGGAUCCGGGGAAAGAGAGGCUUAUGGGGCAGCUGGGCUGAAGAAACACGAGAGGACGAGGAAGAGGAGCAGGGGUUUGAGGGAGCUAGGGCGCAGGAAGUGAGUGUCUGA
Molecule: messenger RNA, 1815 nt
Organism: Cyphellophora europaea CBS 101466
Lineage: Eukaryota; Fungi; Ascomycota; Eurotiomycetes; Chaetothyriales; Cyphellophoraceae
Exons: 2
Coding region: 1-1815 (604 amino acids)
Biological process (GO): replication-born double-strand break repair via sister chromatid exchange; synaptonemal complex assembly; mitotic sister chromatid cohesion
Cellular component (GO): cohesin complex; synaptonemal complex
Molecular function (GO): protein binding; chromatin binding
Source: RefSeq, a predicted model, not a curated record